Molecule: messenger RNA, 2739 nt
Organism: Sinocyclocheilus grahami
Lineage: Eukaryota; Metazoa; Chordata; Actinopteri; Cypriniformes; Cyprinidae
Gene: sntb2
Product: syntrophin, beta 2
Exons: 7
Coding region: 157-1710 (517 amino acids)
Cellular component (GO): dystrophin-associated glycoprotein complex; intracellular anatomical structure; synapse
Molecular function (GO): structural molecule activity; protein binding
Source: RefSeq, a predicted model, not a curated record
GCAGUGAUCACAAAUUCCAGCCGCUGCGGAAAUAUACCGAUGUUUUAACUUAUUUAACAGACAUAAAAUAUUUUCCUCUUCCUUCCUCUGGGGAAAUGCGCGUGUAAGUGGGUGUGUCGAGUGAGUUUAAACUUUAUGAUGAGUUAAAGUUUGAUCAUGGCCGUGUGGACCCGCGCGGAAAAACAGGGUCAUCUGGACCUGCUGCUGAGUGAUCGCUGGGUUCGGGUCUCCGCGGAACUCACACGGGACACUCUCACACUGACGGCGGAGGGCGAGCCGAGCGGGCCAGCGGGCUAUUCGGAGCACAACUCGCAUUUAAGAAAUGGCGUUUCUAAUGGCAACGAACAGAACCGAGAUGUUUAUCAGAACCGCGGGCAAUACGACAGUCCGGGUCGGGUCAAUGGGUCCGACUCGGAGUCCAGCGGUUAUUGUGACCCGGAGGGGGUUCGGAGGGUCCGGAUAGUCAAACAGGAGUCCGGCGGACUGGGGAUCAGUAUUAAAGGGGGACGGGAGAACCGUAUGCCCAUCCUCAUAUCAAAGAUCUUCCCCGGUUUGGCGGCGGAUCAGAGUCGAGCCCUUCGGGUCGGCGACGCGAUCAUGUCUGUCAACAGUAGCGACCUCCGCGAUGCCACGCACGACGCGGCGGUGCAGGCGCUGAAGAAGGCUGGGAAGGAGGUGACGCUGGAGGUAAAGUACAUCAGGGAGGUGUCUCCGCUCUUUAAGAAGUCCUCUAUGAGUUCAGAUCUGCCUUGGGAUGGGCGUCUUCAGUCUCCAAACCUCAGCAGCGGCGACGAGUCGCCCAAGAGCAGUAUAACCCGUGACAGAAAGGUCAUCCCGCUCAAAAUGAGCUUCAUCAGCCGAAACCUCACCAUGCCUGACCUGGAAAACAGGUUGCUAGAGCUUCACUCUCCGGACGGCCAGCACACUGUAGUGCUGCGGUGUAAAGACGGGGCCUCUGCUCACUCCUGGUUCACGGCCAUUCACACAAAUGUUGCUGCCCUAUUGCCACAGAUGAUGGACCACAUCAACUCUUUCUUGUGCAAUCCCAGCGCUAACACACACUGCACACUCAAACACAUCGGCUGGCUGGCAGAGCAGCUGGAGCUGGAUGGUGGGCGGCAUCAGUACAGACGAGUGCUCAUGGCGCUCACAGAGAAAGACCUCCUGCUGUUCCAGUCAGUGCCGUGGACAUACGAGAGCUGGUCCUCACCUCUCCUGACCCAUCCACUGCUCGCUACACGGCUGGUUCACUCGGGCAGCGUGCGCAGCUCUCCGGCUCUGGGUGCAGAUCUGGUGUUCGCCACACGUACAGGCACAGGUCGAGGCAUCGAGUCUCAUGUGUUUCGUGUGGAGACACACUGGGAUCUGUCCACAUGGACACGUGCACUGGUGCAGGGCGGACAUCUGGCUGCUGAGCUCAUCAAAGAGGUGUCCAUAGGCUGUGUGUUGAACAGACAGGAAGUGCGUCUGAUCCUGCAUUAUGACAGAGGGUUCACUGUGAAGCGGGAAUCUGGCGAAUCCGUGCUCUUUCACUUCCCCUAUGAGCGGCUCAAGAUGUCCGCAGACGAUGGAGUUAGGAAUCUCUACCUGGACUUCGGUGCUCCAGAGGGCGAGAUGGUGUUUGAGCUUCACUCGGGGCCGAAGCCUGUGGUCUUUGUGCUUCAUUCGUUUCUCUCAGCCAAACUGGCUCGUUUGGGACUGCUCACAUAGGAUCAACAGGAAAUGAUGGAGGUUCAUUUAUUUCAUUGAUUUAUUGACAGCUAGUAUUUUACUCAAGCAGUGUUUUCAUAGAUCUCUUCUAGCUAACACAUUUGUUCAGUGGUUGUGUGUGCGUGUGGCUUUCUAAGGCGGAAAACAAUCCCACUUUCCUCUGAUCAGGAACACCUAUCGUGCCUUCUCAUCUAGAGCCAACAAGCUUUUACAGAAAAUGUUCAGGCUUUGCAGAAUAACCAAAAUGAACAUAUUAUUCUUGUAUGUUUGUUUUUCAUGUAUCUCACCUGUAUUUAUGUUUGUAUGUAUUGCAUGGCAAAGACUGUUACAUCUGUGUGCUAUAAUCUUAAUGAAUAUUUGGCAGACUGCCAUUCCUGCAAAUAUGGAGAAAAUGAAGCUUUAAAUACAUUCCCUUCAUGACUGACCAAAAAUAACCUCCUUAAAGUUAACUCUAUAAGUUGUUGAAUAGGAUCGAUUCAUUCAAAUAAUAUUUAGGAUUUUUUUUUUUUUUUUAUAAAUAUAGGAAUGUUUUAUUCGUUUAUCUGUUCUCUGCAUGUCAUAAGAAAUGUUUUUCCACAUUUAUGACCAAACCUGCUCCAGGCCUUGAUUUUUUUUAAUUUUGCUGUACGACAUUAAUGCUCCUUGAUCAGCAUUUGAUGAGUAUUUAGUUCUUAUUACAGGCUUCCCACUGUCAUAAAAAAAACUGGGAAAUAUCAGGGAAUUUUAAAAUUCUGAUGUCCAGGCUUGGAAAUGUGAAGGAAAUGAAUGAAAACGCAUUAUUAUUAAAUGCAUCAUGAGGAAAAAGCCCUAUUUCUAUAGUCGGUAUACAUUUUCUAGUUAUCUGAAGAGCUUUGCUUUUUGUGAGUACAAUCUUUAUAAAAGGGCUUUAAAUAAUACUAAUCCAGUUAUCAGGCAAGACUGGAAACGUCAUGGAAAUUUAUCGUUCAAAACGUGUGGGGACCAUCAUGUUAUUAGCACUGAUAUGCGUUAUUUCGUGGCGUGUAUGUUUUAUGUCUAUCAGUAUAGCAU